AACGUGGCGUCACCAGAGAACUUGAUAGUAAGAGCAAGUCUCUGGGUAAUGGAUCUUUGAGCGGGGAACCUUUGACGAUUCACUGCGGGGAGUAGGUCGAAGGUGACAGGCAACCGGGUGUACGCAGUGGCUUCGCAAACCGCACGCGAUAUCGCCUCGACCUCGCUCGCGCGUUGGGGGUAUCACGCUCCACUGGCUUUUUAAAUAGUACCAACACCCUUAGAAAAAGUUACGAAUACUGCAUCGAAUAGAUCGUCGGGGCAAAGCCAGUGUCUGUGUAGCGAUUCCCGAGGGUCCUGACGUACAAGUACCAAUCAUGGGGAAUAUGUUUGCAACGUUAUUCAAAGGUCUCUUUGGCAAAAAAGAAAUGAGGAUUUUGAUGGUGGGUCUUGAUGCAGCGGGUAAAACCACAAUUCUGUACAAACUAAAAUUAGGGGAAAUUGUUACUACAAUUCCCACUAUAGGUUUCAAUGUAGAAACGGUCGAGUAUAAAAAUAUAAGUUUCACUGUAUGGGAUGUGGGUGGCCAAGACAAAAUAAGGCCUUUAUGGCGACAUUAUUUUCAGAAUACACAAGGCUUGAUAUUCGUCGUUGAUAGUAAUGAUAGGGAACGUAUUGGUGAAGCGCGCGAAGAAUUGAUGAGAAUGCUGGCGGAAGAUGAACUCAGAGAUGCGGUACUCCUCAUAUUUGCUAAUAAGCAAGAUCUGCCAAAUGCAAUGAACGCAGCAGAGAUCACCGACAAGUUGGGAUUACAUUCUCUACGUAAUCGCAAUUGGUAUAUCCAGGCAACGUGUGCCACGAGUGGAGACGGACUUUACGAAGGCCUCGAUUGGCUUUCCAAUCAGCUGAAAAAUGCCAAUCGCUAAUUGGAAAAAUUACUCUGUCAACAUUCAGUUGCUAUUAACAUCAUACAAAAAUAGCUGCACGUCUCCUCCCCCCCUCUGCUACGAAUGAGUAACAUAAGAAACAAAUGAUACAAUCAUCGCAAGCUCUCCAAGAUCUUGAGUGGAAAAUGAAUAUAGAGGUGUUAUUCCUGAAAGUUGUCUCUGUGUCAGUAGGUUUUUUUUUUUGAGGGGGAAGAGGAGCGAGGAAGCGGCCGCAGGCACACGAUCGCGAACGGCCACAUCGGACUAUUGCCUUGCGCAACUUAUUAUAAUUAUUAUUAUUAUUAUAUUAGCAUUAUAUAUAGUUACACUUUUUACACAGAGAUGCCACAAGAAUGUGGAAAACUUGGAAGUAAUAUUAAAGUACCUAACUCUGAAACAUACGAUACACAUUGAUUAAUGAGUAAUUUAAAUGAUACCUCUUUGGUGAGAAAUUUAACAACAUAAACACACAUACACACAUGAGAAAAAAGAAAAGGUAAAGUACCCACAGUGUUGCCAGUUUUGAAUGCGUUGGACAUACCGAUUAUCAUAAUGUAGCUGCAUAUUGUACAUUACAUUAUAUAAAUAUGAUAAAAAUGUGAUCGAUAGACGAGAGAAUGUUGCUCUGUCCACUACAUUUUCAAAAAUUGUUCUCGCUUCGACCCAGCGCGAUUUACAAGAAAAUGCAAACAGUGAUUGCAGCAGACUAUGCAAUGACUUAUCAUUUCCUAGUUACAAAAGUUUCUUUCUAUUUUUUUAAGUUCUCGGUGAAUAGAAAACUUGGGAAAACGGAAAAUAUGGUUAAUUAUUGCUAACUGGUCAUGGCAGGUGCGUAUCUUCCUUUCACCUGUCCGCCUUCAAACUUACAGUUGUCCAAACAUAUAUGUCUCGCUAUAAAGGAGAAGCGAUUUAUUUAUUCCACCUCAAUAAGGUAUAUUAGAGUAUAUCCUUGACAUUCCGAAAUUCCGCAGUGAACGUGAUGAAAAAUUCAGAGACCCGAGAAAGAAAGAAAGAAAGAGAGAGAGAGAGAUUUAUAAAAAGGCUCUCGAGCUGUCAGCGAAGAGUCAGGCCUCGUAGCUGUUAAAUUCAUAAAUUUUUGCUAUUGUGGCGUUAUACGUCAGCAAUUUCGAGACUAAUUCGCGGUCGUUCUUCGAUGUCCCAACGUUUUUCCUGUCUUUGAAAUACAUUGUUUUUAUGAUAUACUCCUCCCCCUAAUUUUUCAUUAAAUCGCCUUUUCGUCAUAUGCGAAAAUUCGUAUAAUUAUGUAUGAAUGUUUAAACAAUUUGUGAAAUAUAUUGUAAUUGUGCUUUAUAUACGUAGUGUAUACAUUAUUCGCUAUCAGAGCAUACAGUUCUUUUUUAUUUUUAUUUUUUUAGGUGUCAUUAGUUAAUUCGUUAACUCUGAACGCAUCUUCCGCGUGUUCGUGUGACGUGAAGAGGCUAACCUUAGAAUAUAUAUGCUCUAAGAGGCUAACAAGCUUUAAUAUACAAAAAUAGCGGCAACAGAUAUUUAUACGAUAAAGCGAUUCUUCAUCAUCGAUUAUUCUCGCAUCCUAAAAUGUAGAUGAUGCGCGCGCGUGUGGUGUGAGAGAAAAGGAGGUAAGGGAAGAGGGGUGAAAGAGAGAGAGAGAGAGAGAAUUAGAAUCACUUCUUUACUAUGGACUGCGAAUAUACUUCAGACCUAUAUUGUCCAUUUUGAAACAAGAUUUGUUUUUCUUUUAAACAUUUGAUUAUAAUUUAAGAAAAUGUGUAUAUAUAUAUAUACAUGAAUUUGUUUGCAAAAAAUUGUUUUAAAGCGGGAAUUACAAUUUCUCCAGUGCCGAAAUAAAAUAAAAAUCUUAAUGGA
Molecule: messenger RNA, 2710 nt
Organism: Wasmannia auropunctata (little fire ant)
Lineage: Eukaryota; Metazoa; Arthropoda; Insecta; Hymenoptera; Formicidae
Gene: Arf79F
Product: ADP-ribosylation factor 1
Exons: 5
Coding region: 317-865 (182 amino acids)
Biological process (GO): vesicle-mediated transport; intracellular protein transport
Cellular component (GO): plasma membrane; cytoplasm
Molecular function (GO): GTPase activity; GTP binding
Source: RefSeq, a predicted model, not a curated record